AUGGAACUACAAUACCUUCUUUGGAAAUGGGGCGUUAGUAUCACAGAUAGUUCAUUCCUUUACCUUGUUGUAUACUUCAUUGUCUCGUUGCUUGGAAAUACGAACUACUUCUUCUUCUCAUGUCAUCUUCUUGAUGUGGCGAUCUCAUUCAAGACGCUUGCU
This is a messenger RNA of Rodentolepis nana, 162 nucleotides long. The record is from the annotation of a GenBank genome assembly. Lineage: Eukaryota; Metazoa; Platyhelminthes; Cestoda; Cyclophyllidea; Hymenolepididae.